This is a messenger RNA of Haplochromis burtoni (Burton's mouthbrooder), 6170 nucleotides long. RefSeq names its product neuronal PAS domain-containing protein 3-like. The record is from RefSeq and is a predicted model, not a curated record. Lineage: Eukaryota; Metazoa; Chordata; Actinopteri; Cichliformes; Cichlidae. Bases 140 to 1861 code for a protein of 573 amino acids. The transcript is spliced from 2 exons.
ACCACUUAUGUGCACCCCUGAUUAUAGCUGACAUUUAUUUUCAUUAGAUUUGACCAAGGCAAUCGAUGAACAAACGUUUCUUCUGUCACUGACAAAUUUUCUGUGUCUUUGCAGUAAUCCAGAGUAUAAAGACACACCCAUGGACAUUGCCCAGCUGCCAAACCUGCCUGAGAAAGCUUCAGAGUCGUCUGAAACUUCAGACUCUGAGUCCGAGUCCAAAGAAAACUCAGACAACGAGAACACCAAGGCAGAGGAGAAGCCCGGCCACCAAACAGAACACAGUGAGGACCCAGAGACAGACAGCAAACGUCAGCAGCAACCCGGCCAGUCACACUGUUCAUCUGAACAAGAAAUGAAGCGCCAAGAAGAAGGAGAUAGCUCAAGUAACCCUGAGAGCCAGGACAGUGAUGACAGUCUGGAACCUUCAGAUGGAGAGGGUGAGGAGCAAGAAGAGGCUGGCAGAGGAGGUGGAGGGGGAGGUGGAGGUGGAGGAAGGUUGGGAAGGUUAGCAGGGCUUGGAGGAUUAGGGAGUCUGGGUGCCAUCGGUGGACUGGGUAACCUAGGUGGGCUUCAUAUUAAAGUAGAGCACUACGGAGAAGGGGAAGACGUACAGCUGCGUAGCUCCCAAACGUCUUCAUCAGAAGAGGAAGGAGAAGAAGAAGAGGAGGAUGAAGAAGAUGACGAGGAUGACAAUGGGUGCGUGCAAGAUUGUGACAGUGUCAAUGCUGGUAGCAAGCUGCAGAAAAGGCGAAAGAGGAGGAAAGUGCAGAAAUGGGAUGGCUCACGAAGCAGGAGGCUUCGUCUGUCUUCAACUACACCCAGUCCCAUAGCAAUAGGCGAUACCACUCCGCUAGUCGACCCCUCCCAAGCCACAACCGCAACCUCCACCCAUCUCUUAGCCUCAUCUGGCUCCCCAAACAGUGCAAAUGCAGCAUCCUCAGUUCUGAAGAUUAAGACAGAGAUGGCAGAACCAAUAAACUUUGACAAUGACAGCAGCAUCUGGAACUACCCUCCCAACAGGGAAAUUUCCAGAAACGAGUCUCCAUACAGCAUGACCUCCAAGCCAUCUGCUCCAGGGAGCCACGAGACCUUCCCCUCACCACAGGGAGGAUCUCUCCAGGUAGCCAUUCCUGACUCUGUCCUCACCCCUCCUGGAACUGAGGGAGGAGCAGGAGGAGUGAGGAAACCCCCUUACAAUGGAAGCUCAGCCCCAUCCUCUGCCUCCAGCGCUGUAAGCUUAGCUCCUCCUUCCAGCGCCUCCUCUGCCGACCCCCUAUCCCCUCCCCUUUCUGCAUCCCCACGGGACAAGCAACAAGGCACUCCCACCACCUCUUCUUCCUCAUCUUCUUCUUCAUCCUCCUCAACCUCUUCUUCUUCACUGCUGUACUCUGGGGACCUUGAAGCACUUCAGCGCCUGCAAGCUGGUAACGUGGUGCUUCCGCUGGUCCACAGAGUCACAGGUACUCUGGCCUCCACCAGCACGACAGCUCCACGGGUCUACACCACUGGGACCAUCAGGUAUGCGCCAGCGGACGUAACUCUGGCUAUGGCACAAGGCAACCUCCUCCCUAAUGCUGCCAUGAACUUUGUUGACGGCUCAGGGUUCGGCCUGGACCCUAAGACACCCAUGGAGAUGCUCUACCAUCAUGUCCACAGGCUCAACAUGUCUGCUGCGGCAGCUGCUGGCCCCUUUGUCGGAUCUCCUACUGCCACAGGUGGGAACGGUGCCCUUGGAGGUCAGAUGCCAACAACAGCCAAUGUUUUCACCACGGCAGAGGGACUGUUCUCAACGCUACCAUUCCCAGUGUACAGCAACGGGAUCCAUACCACGCAGACAACACUGGAGAGGAAGGAGGAUUAGCAGAAAGUAUCCAAGACCGCAUUACUGUGUUUUCGGAAUCAACAACUGUGUCAAAGACUGCUCACUAGUAAAUAAAAAUGAAAGACUAUUUACUUGUUUUAUCAACACGGUUUAGCACUGUGUUUCCGAGAGAAGAGAAAGGAAAGGAUGACAGAUGUACUCUAGCACUUUGAAUCUCAGAAACUGAGCUUGCGUAACAGACGUGACCCUCAAACUUGUCCCCCUUUUCUAUCUGUUUUCUCUCUCCUCCUCAUCCUCUUCUCCUCUCUCAGUCUCUCGCUUUGCUCCCGUUUCUUGCGAUCAGCAACUCUUUUCUCUUGAACAAAAAAACCCCAGACUAUUCUUUAUUGUAAAGAACCCCUUUUUUGCCUACAGAGAAUUCAUAUUGCCUAAGGACUCAGUUGGAGCCUGAUGGGGAUAAUUUUUAUUAUUUGACUUGUUUCUGUUGCAUCUUUAUAAAGAUGUGGAUUGUGUGUAUUUAAAGGAGGACGGUACAGGGAUUUGUAACAGACAGAGAACUCUAUGUGGCGUUCCUUCUUAUGUAUCUUGAUGUGAUCAAGGCUUGAAAAGAACGUUUUUAAACCGAGAGGACGGUGCUCUCUUGCGCCCCACAAAGGUCUCAGAGAUAAUCUUUUGAAAAAAGGUUUUUUGAGAAAGUUUCUCAAUUGAGGGAAUAGUUUAGUGAAUUAAUGCUGUUUUUUUCUUUUACUUUUAUCCUUUUUUUUAUAUAUAUAAAAUAUUCUAGCUCAGAUUUCACUUACGAAUCAAGCAUUAAAAAGAAAAACAAAAAAAAAAGCAAUUUCAGCCGGGUAAUGACCUGUGAAUUAUCGAAUGUUACUACUUCCUCUUUUAUCCCAGGAGUUUACCUACAGGUCUCGCACCAAACAUAGCCUCCUCUACACCUCUUCCCAUCUCAAUCUGUCGCUCUCUCUCUUAUCUUUCACGCUGUCUGCCUGACCUUUCAUGUUUCUGUCCACAUUUCUUCCUGUCAAUUCUACAGAUUUGUGGUGCUACCGACCGUCCAGUAACCCUGAUUCAGCUGGCUGAUGUGGGUACUGUAAACAAACCCACAGCUCGUUGAUAGACUGAUAUCAUUUUUUUUAUUUUUUAGAGGGGGGGAAAGAUUUUAAAGUUUGUUUUUGUUUGUUUGUUUGUUUGUUUGUUUGUUUGUUUGUUUUUCUGACCUUCAGGAAAGUCAGAAACACAGGAAAAACCUGUAAAUCAGCAACAUUAUCUCCAUGUUUCACCUACAUGUCCCUCUCCAUUCUGAUUGGGCCACAAGGGGCAGCGCAACAUGGAGUUGAUUGGUUGAAUUUUUGGCUGUACAGUGUUGUUUUUAUUUGUAUGUAUUUUUUUUAACUUAAUCACAUUAAAUGCUCAGUGAGACUGAGUCUAAUUAGCUAGCAGCACUAACUUAAGAAAUGAAUGUUGACAACCUUGACCGGUUCUUGUUUAAUCACUGUUUUGUUAUGCAGUUACUUUAUUCCUUGCUCCCCCCCCCCUCUCUUCUCCUCUUCUUCUUCCUUAACCAGAACCACCUCCGCAAGAUAUUCCUAAAAAAAAAAAUCCACUCUCUUCCAUCUCAUCGCCGGACCCUGUGAUUAAAAACCACAUAUCAAUAAGGAGAUUGUAAUAAAGACAUGCAUUUUCAAUCAAUCUAUCAAACAAUCAAUCUAAUAACUAUAAGAAAAAAAUGAAUAUGCGUUUGUUUUUUUGAGGAAGAAAAAAAUCACAUUCCUUUAAACAAUGUUGUCUUUGUCAUUGUUCUUGUGUUUCGUGUUCUUUUCUUCCCCGAGUCUACGUUGCCAAAAAAGAGAAAAAAAAAGAAUUGCUUAAUCUCACAAGUUUAGUGUUUGAAAAGCACUGUGAUUCUUGUUCAUUUGUGUUUUUAUUUCUUCUACUUUUUUGGUAAUAAGAGAAAAAAGAGGAUAAGUAAUAAUUAAAACAGUAUAAAAACUGUCACACCAUCCAUCUUUUUAAAGCUGACAGCCCCGUCUUUGCCAUCCUGCCAUCCUUAUUACCCAGUGUGAUUAAGACGUAAAAAUGUGUUACCAAUGUGUUUAGUGUCACUGGCUGUCAAAAAGUCUUUCAUGGCGACUUCUCUCUCUGUGUGUGUUGACUAUAUGCAGUAUAUACUGAGCUACUGUAGCUGUUUUUGUCCUUUGUCUUCUCUGUGCUCUAUCUCUAGUGUGGGGGAAAGGAGAGGGGAGGGGCUAGAGGGAAAAGGAGGUGGAGUCUAUGGGAUGAUUGACAUCCCCCCAAAAAACAACAGCUCCUUGUCUCUCUUACUCCUUCUCUUUGUCUUUCUCCCUCUAUCAGCAGUCUUAGUGAAACCAGUGGAGGUUCGUGGAAUUUCGUGUUCGGUGGCCUUUGCAAAAAGCAAAAAAAAAAAAAAAGUUUGCAGAGUCCACCUUUUCUUUCGCUGCUUCCUUUUUGUCUUUGUAAAACCUUUUGAUUUUGUUUUCUAAUCCUUCUCUAUCUUUCUCUCUGCUAUUGCUUUUUGCUGUUGUGUAGUCUUAUACAAACCUCUUUAUCUCACUGUCUUUUCUCUCAGAGAUGAAAAGAUUCUCUAACUAGCUCAAAGGUUUAUGGAGCCAUGUUUUUGCCACUAAGGAAUUCUGGGAAUCAAAGUUUCCUGCUAUUAUUAGAUAACUAAUAAAUAUUUACAGUAUAUUAGAAACAAAUUAUGACAAAGAAAAGCCUAAAGUAAGAUUUUAGCUGUAGAUUUAUGACCCAGACAAAUGCCUCAGCUGUGAAACCUUUUCCCAGGAUCCCUUUGGGCUUCUUGUGUGCAUUGGGUGUAUUUCAUUGGUUCCCACCAAAACUUGUUGACUUCCUGCGCAAACUUCUCUCACGGGACAAACAAAGUUAAACAAGUGGUUCAUGGGGGAAGAAAAAAAAAUCACGGUAGUCUUUCAGGACACGUAAUAAAAAAAUGAUUUUAAAGAUUUCUAAAAUAACUAAAAGAAGAAAAAAAUAUUUCGCACUAUAAAUCUAUUUUUAUAGGUGUUUUGGAAAACUGAACUGCAUGUUUAGUAAGUUUGUCCGAUGCAUUUCUCAUAGUCGAACCCUCGUUUUUUGUUGUUCUGUUUGUUUUUAUUUUCAGUUGAGCAGUUUCUUUUUUCUUCUUCUUCUUUUUUCAAAGUCUGUCGAGCCCAGUCUGUUAUCAAACCGACCCGGGCCUCUCAUCACCCCUUCACAUCAGGAAAACCAAUCUGUAGGUUGUGUGCUGUCUGUGAAGAAUCGAUGUCUUGUUACUGCAACUAAUGUGUACAACAACGAAACAAAUCCAGGUUAAGAAAUUGAACAAUGUGCUUAUUUUGUUUUUGCGCUCAAGUAAGAGGAAUGUGGUUUGGGCCACCCGACCUGCCAGUUUAUUGUCGGGUUGUUUGUGGUUGAAUGUUAAAUUUGUCAUUUUGGGAGCAUUUUGCUGCUCCUCUAGAUUUUAGCAUUUUCUACUUUUUGGCAGUUUUGCAUGAAAAGUGGGGGGAUGGGGCAUAGGUGAAUGACGCUGCUGCCCCGUUUGGUAAAGAAUCGGGCACGAGAUAUAGUGUAGGUGGUGAUGACAGCGGUGGGUGUUGAUAGUGGUGCGGGGUGGGUGGGGGAAUACAUAACUCAGAUGAAAACCAGGAAAUACACCCACAUGUAACAAAAAACCAAACAGCCAGUCCAAGCUGUUUCAAUGUUUUUUCUGUGUUUUAUGUCGAAAAAUGAAAACUUUGCUGGUGAUUUUAAAAACUUAAAAACCUUAAUCACAUCUGCUGUCAAAAAUACAUAGUGUUUAAGAAAUACAAAUAUUGAAAAAUCACUUCAUUUACCUGUGAAAAAACUGUGUCUGUGUUUUUAACUAUUUCUUGUACAAUUAUACAGAUUCUUUUAUGAGGAACUUGGUGCCAAGUAGCUGAAAUACGGGAGAGAGGGAAUCUCUUAUUAUCAAUGUUAACAGUGUUAUAAAAUUCUAAAUACAAACAAAUUAAAAUAUUAAAAAAGAGAAAACUAUGGUACAUUUCUAUUUUUUUCCCCCUCUCAGAAGAGUGGGGGGAACUCAUGACUAACUGAUGCUAACUUUGAGUGCCUGGCUUAUUUUUUUUAUUAUUAUUUUUGAAAGACAUCUUUUUGAGUUCAUUUACCAUGAAUAAUGCUGCAAAUCCGAAAAUGUACAUACUUCAUUUUUAUAGCAGUUGUUCUUUUAUAAGUUUGCUAGGUUCUCAUCCGUUCAGAGGAACAUGUCAUAUACAUGGUUGUCUUUCUGUAACCCGGUUUUGACCAUCUUACAGGUGCCAUAUUCAUAAUAAAAUUUUCUCUCAAA